Messenger RNA from Acanthochromis polyacanthus (spiny chromis), 4323 nucleotides. RefSeq names its product BCL2 interacting protein 2 (gene bnip2). The record is from RefSeq and is a predicted model, not a curated record. Lineage: Eukaryota; Metazoa; Chordata; Actinopteri; Pomacentridae. The transcript has 10 exons. Gene Ontology annotation, cellular component: cytoplasm. Bases 772 to 2223 code for a protein of 483 amino acids. Gene Ontology annotation, biological process: apoptotic process.
GAGAUUUUAUCAACCUCUCUAGCUUGACAUAUAUGUGGAAAGAUUAGAUACAAACCUGCAGGAAACACGACUGGCGACUCCACAGAACUCUGUGUACCGCUAGGUGGCCGAGUAACAACAUAAUGUUCGCUGGCGCUGUUAGCAAACAGCUAAUUCUGCUGUUGCUGAGAUUGAUACCGGAAAACUUGGCAUUUUAAACAAGUUGAGGGUGGGUCUGUACUUAGCAUGGACCCACGGAAUGACAUUGCUUCUUAGUUGACAGCUGAGUUUAUUUAAUGGACAACAAUAGGCGUUAGGUGGACAAUAUAGCUUACCUUGCGCUGUGGCUGCUGGCUACAGUAGCUAACUGUAGCCCCGAAGCUAGCGUGACUAACGUCUGUUACGUCCGCAGGACAGCAUUCUGACUUGGAGGAAGGAAGGAAGCUGAUAAGUACGACCGCUGCUCAUGCAAAGCUAGCACACUUUCGGACUCCUGGGUUCAUACUGUGACGCAUUUAGAAAAGGUGACUAUCUGGGCACACCGUGUGAUAUUUGACACUAUUUGGUUAAUAAGAUAUGCUGUUAGUUGCCGUAGCUAGCUGUUAGCAACACGUCUCCUGUCUAGCUGCACAGUGGACGUCAGCUAGCCAAAAAACUUCUGAAGAAGUUGUGCAAGUCAGACUUAGUAGAUUGAUUGAUUCGGGAAACUAGCUGGGCUGUGUUUAAUCAUUUUUUUUCCGUCAGACUCUUUAACUCUGACCCGCUCCAGCAGCAGGGCGAACGGAGAAACUCAUGGCAUCGGAUGUGACUGAGAGUGAAGCGGUGCUGAAGGGUGUUAGUGAUACGAGUUUGAACAAUAGCAGCCAAGAGAUUGUCACACCCAGGAGGACUCGUGAGGAUUUGGCCAACAAACAGACUUCCAGUCCCUCAUCUUCCGGAGUGUCGGGAGAAGGUGAUGACGAGGAGUUAAACGAAUUGCAAAACAGCACAACAUCUACAGUUGAAACGGGAGAAGAGGCAUAUCAAGACAGUUUAACCAAAUCAAGAGGUACGCCACAGGAAAGGACAACUCCAGACAAUGUGCAGACACAGUCGGGGGAGAGAGUCUCCACUCCUGUCGGCCUUCCUCAGCCACGGUCACCAUCUGGACUCGUUGGAAGCUUCGAGCGUCAAGAGUCAGUCGCCACAACUGAAGCACGCUUACGAAUGGAAGGAGUUGAACUUAAGGAAGAGUGGCAGGAUGAGGAUUUUCCAAGGCCCCUCCCAGAAGAAGAGGAGCUUGAAGAUGACCUUUUCGCAGGAACCUCCGAGGAAGGAGACCCAGGCUAUGCAAUGACCCAUGGCAAGAAGGCCAAGAAAAAGCUUGCAGCUCCAGACAUCAGUCUUACACUGGACCACAGUGAAGGUUCGCUUCUCUCUGAUGAGCUGGAUGAAAGCACAGAGCUGGACCUGGACGACAUAGACACUCCAUCAGACAACAGUAAUGAGUUUGAAUGGGAAGAUGAUCUCCCUAAGCCGAAAACCACAGAGCUGCUGCAGAAAGGUGUGGAGUCGGUUCAGGAGUAUUCAGCCUUGGAGGAGAGGGAGGAGGGUAGACGCUGGAGGGUGUUUCGUAUCGGAGACCAGGAGCACAGAGUGGACAUGAAGGCUAUUGAACCUUACAAGAGGGUCAUCAGUCAUGGAGGCUACUAUGGGGAUGGUCUGAAUGCCAUAAUUGUGUUCGCUGUGUGCUUUAUGCCUGAGAGCAAUCAACCAAAUUACAGAUACAUCAUGGACAAUUUAUUCAAGUAUGUCAUCGGCACACUGGAGCUUUUGGUCGCUGAGAACUAUAUGAUUGUGUAUUUAAACGGGGCGACAUCUCGGAAAAAGAUGCCAACUGUGGGCUGGCUCAGAAAAUGUUAUCAGCAGAUCGAUAGGAGGUUACGGAAGAAUUUGAAGUCCUUGAUUAUUGUACACCCCUCCUGGUUUAUCCGCACCCUGCUGGCACUCACAAAACCUUUUAUAAGCUCCAAAUUUAGUCAGAAAAUCAAGUACGUGUACAGCUUGACAGACCUUGCUGAACUUGUUCCAAUGGAGUACGUGUCCAUACCAGAUUGUAUCAAACAGUUUGACGACGAAAAAAAUAGGAAAAGCCACAAAAGGUAUAUGCACUUUCACUCAGGGUCAGUCUCCGCAUCCUUUGCAUUUCAUUUAACUAACAAUGAAAUGAUCAGUUGGCUUUUGGAAAUGCACCAAGACACCUAAUUCUCCUUCACGGUUUUGUAGUUGGAUGAUUUUCUGUUGCCUCCUGGCCAAAAUCAACAAUGUACCUCCAGAAUUACCAUAUUUUCCUCUCAGAUGAUCAGCAUUGCCGAGACGUUAACUGAGUAACUGUUUUUCAAAAAUAGGUGCCUUGGCCUUGGUGAUUGUUUUCCUUUCUGAGCCAAAUAACUGAAGGUCAUCACAAAGCCAGAUCAUGCUCAGUUUAAUUAUUAUCUCAAAGUACUAUAUGGUUUAAAUUACCAUGUCCUUGUAACCCCCCCCCCCCAAACCUUUGUCCACUCUGAUGCUAGUUGUAAAUAUGUCAAAUCAUGUCCAAAACCAGUCAGAAUAUUUUGGAGGAAACAAAAUACGUUGAUGCUUUUUGAUGUGAAAGUUGGGGCCCCGAGUUGCAUUUACAUGCAUGUAUUUUGUAUUAAGAAAAAAAGUUUAAAAUUUGAUCUGGUUGGUGUUUGGGACAUUUGUUAAUGUUUGUGCGACCGAAUGGGGUGGAAAUACGGGGAAGUAGUUUGACUUAGUCACUGUGGUGUGUGGUUGCACUUGAACCAUGUCCUCACAUGGUUCUCCUCAGUAACUGGCUCUCACUGAACACUGCUUGUUCACUCACACAGCUCUUUGCAUGACUCACUGCAUACCCACUCCCUGCUCAUGUUUGGUAAUUACUCCAGACUUUUGUCAGCCCGACUACUGCACACAGAAAUAAUCUGUUCAUUUCUGAUAAAUACCGAGUGUACAGUUGCUAAAUGACAAAUUUGAUAAGGAAUGUCAGAAUACUAGAAAAGAAUAAUGAUUGUGCUGUUUUAGAGAACUCGCAGGGUCGUAGGAGAGAUUCGGUUUUGUUUUUUACAGCAUAUAAACCUGUGCUACGAUUAGUUGCACUUAUGUGCAUAAGUUUCUUGGAUCAUUGACUUAUAUUAAGACAAAUGUACCAGAGCCCCACACAUUACCAUUGUUCCUGACAGUAUUAACAAACUAAAUGCAUUUUAGGCAACAAUGUUUUUUAAUUCAAUAUAUUAUACUAUUUCUAUAACUCCAACAGCUCAAAUUACUUCUAGUCUUUUGUGGACAAUUAAAAAAAAAUCUGCAGAUAAGCAGGUUUUACUUUCUGCAGUACAUAUUUAAGCACAUUUUUUUAAUUUGAUUUUUAUAUUUAAGGAACCUGAAGGAAAAAAAAAGUAUGGAUAUUAUUUUAGUAUACUGUGUGUAUAUAUUAGUAUUAUGAAAAUGGGUCUGGUUAAUGAUGUUAAGGUAUUGAUCACAUAUCCGGAUGUGAUUCUACAAAAGUUGUUUGACCGUGUUAGAUGACAUCCCAGUCACACAGCCGUCUGAUCACUGUCAACUCUGUCUGCAGAAUCGACCGGGACAUGCACGGCAAAGCGGAGGUCGCCACCGCUGCUGUUCCAGAGUGAUCCUGCUCGCACUGCAUGAUGUGGAGGAGAACGAUGAAGAAUGUUUAGAACUGCAGCCACUCUUACAUUUGUGUGACUGGAGACUUCUUUGUGUCAGGAAAAGUGCCUUUUGCGAAACAAUGCUGCCUGUUACACCAUGGAACUUUUUUUGUGUUUUUUUUUUUUUUUUUUUUUUUUCUGUAUUUGUGUAUCAAGCAGCUUGACCUUCAACUUGUGUCCACAUGCUGUCUGAAAUGGUUUUAAUCCUUUUUAUUUACUCUGGUAUAUCCUGUCAACUUUAGGUUAUGGGUCUUCCCUAGUCCACUGUUGUAUCUACACUUUAUUUAAGGCACUCGGUUACAAGUGGUUGGUGCAUGUUCUGCUUUAUUACAUUUAAAUAUAUAUUUAUAUUCAAAAGGUGUCAAAGGAGAGAAAUUAAUAUAUUUUUAUGGUUGAUCUGAUUUUAAACUGCAUUUUACAUCCUUGACCCACCGAGUGGCAUUUCACAGAGCGACUUUUGACGGCACUUUUUUCACCGUUCAAUGCUGAUAUUCUGUUCAAGUCCUGCCUGGGGAAAAUAAAGUUGUUUUUUUUGCCAUUCACUCGAAUGUAAACUCUGACUCUUGGAGGGUGAACAUUUGUGAAUCUCAAAGAUGUAGGUCUUAUUAUUUUCUCCGAGUAAAGCCAUAGAUCCAGA